ACUGCUAGAAGGUUUGAUGCCCACCUUCUGCGCCCUCCCCGCAUUUCGCCUUUCUCAUCUUCCCGCUUCUGCGCAACUCUGCUCGGCCUAACUACCUGUCCAAACCCCCCGUGUGUGUCUGUGUAUUUCCCCAAGAGAGCAAGCAGCAUGUCGGACUACGGCUCACCCGGGGCCGGAGCGGGCGCUGGAGGCAAAAAAGAUGCUUUCGCGGACGCCGUGCAGCGAGCCAGACAGAUUGCAGCUAAGAUCGGAGGAGAUGCUGGACCUCCAAGUAACAAUGGAGGAGGAGGAGAGGGCUUCCCGUUCCAAACACUGAAACGUUCUCUGGAGGAUGGAGACCAACCAGAUGCCAAGAAGAUGUCUUCCCAAGGGGACAGAGACUCAGCCACUGCAUUGUCUAUCGGAGCUCAGCUCGCUGCCCUGUCUCAGCAAAGUGUCAGACCCUCCACUAUGACAGAGGAGUACAGAGUGCCAGACGGCAUGGUCGGACUCAUCAUUGGUCGAGGGGGCGAGCAGAUCAACAAGAUCCAGCAGGACUCGGGCUGCAAGGUCCAGAUCGCUCCAGACAGUGGUGGCAUGCCAGAAAGGAGCGUCUCCCUCACAGGAAACCCUGACGCCAUCGCGAAAGCCAAGAUGUUUCUGGAUGAGAUUGUAUCUCGGGGGCGGGGUGCUCCUUCCUCUGCUUUCCACGAGUCGACCAAUGGGCAGAGUGGCUCCAUGCAGGAGAUGAUGAUCCCAGCUGGCAAGGCCGGCCUAAUCAUCGGCAAGGGAGGAGAGACCAUCAAACAACUACAGGAGCGUGCUGGAGUAAAGAUGAUCCUCAUCCAAGAUGGUUCCCAGCCGCCCAACAUGGACAAACCCCUGCGCAUCAUCGGAGACCCCUACAAAGUACAGCAAGCCAAGGAGCUGGUGAAUGAGAUUCUGAGAGAGAGGGAUCACGCUGGCUUUGGAGACAGAAACAAUUUUGGCAACCAAAUGGGGGGAGGAGGAGGAGGAGGUGGCGGAGGAGGAGGCAUGGAUGUACCGGUGCCCCGCCACUCUGUGGGAGUUGUGAUUGGUCGAAGUGGAGAGAUGAUCAAGAAGAUCCAGGCAGACGCUGGAGUUAGGAUACAGUUCAAACCAGAUGACGGUGCAGGUCCUGAUAAGAUAGCCCACAUCAUGGGCCCUCCGGACCGCUGUGAGCACGCUGCCUCCAUCAUCAACGAGCUGCUGCAGAGCAUCAGAGUCAGGGAGGACGGAGGACAGGGGGGUCCUCCAGGUCCACCUGGCACGGGGGGGAUGCCUCAGGGUGGCCAUGGCAGGGGGCGAGGCCAGGGCAACUGGGGCGGUCCUCCGGGAGGUGAGGUUACCUUCUCUAUCCCCGCCCACAAAUGCGGCCUGGUGAUUGGUCGGGGUGGCGAGAACGUCAAGGCCAUCAACCAGCAGACGGGGGCUUUCGUGGAGAUCUCGCGUCAGCCGCCGCCCAACGGUGACCCCAACUUCAAACUGUUCAUCAUCAGGGGGUCCCCUCAACAGAUAGAUCAUGCCAAGCAGCUCAUAGAGGACAAGAUCGAGGCUCCUUUGUGUCCUCUAGGGGGUGGUCCUGGUGGACCUGGUCCUGCUGGUCCAAUGGGCCCCUACAACCCCAACCCUUACAACCCAGGGCCUGGUGGCCCCGGAGGACCCCCGCAUGGCGGCCCCCCAGGUGGUCAUGGUUACGGGGCCCCUCAGGGCUGGGGAAACACCUUCCAGCAGUGGCAGGCCCCUGGAGGGCCACACGACCCCAAUAAGGCGGCGGCAGACCCCAAUGCAGCGUGGGCAGCCUACUAUGCCCAGUACUACCAGCAGCAGCCAGGGGGCGCCAUGCCGGGCCAGGCCCCCAACGCCCCAGCAGCCGCCCCAGUCCAGGCAGACCCCUCCCAGGCAGCCCAGACCCCUGGAGGCCAGCCAGACUACACCAAGGCCUGGGAGGAGUAUUACAAGAAGAUGGGCAUGGCCCAGCCCGGUGGAGGCGCUGCAGCGGCGCCGGCUGCAGCUGUAGCCGGGGGAGGAGCUGGAGGACAGCAGGACUACAGUGCAGCCUGGGCUGAGUACUACAGGCAGCAGGCGGCCUUCUACGGCCCUGGAGGGGCUCCGGGACAGGCUGCCACCCCUCAGCAAGGACAACAGGCCCAGUGAACCAAAUCCAGCCAGUCUCCAGCCUGUCAGACGCAUGGACCGGGAGGACUGUCUCUUCACUGCAGCAGCAGACACAUCCCAUCCAGCUCUCUGGACUUUUUAAAUGUUUUCUUCUGGGUUUAAGUCGUAAUUCAAAAAAUGUCUAGUUUUGACGGAAGCAAAACCUUAAUUCCCUCCCUCAAAUACACUCCCAGUACCCCUCCCUCUUAUCCCAGUACCCCUUCUUCCCUUCCCCUAAAAAUUCCCCUUGUUUUUUUUUUCUUUAUUUUUUACAAAAACUGAAAAAUAACAAAUUCUACGAUUUUUGCUGAUGAAAUGAUUGAACAACUUGGUAGGGUUGUUUUUCCUUUAUGUUCCCCUGUCCUCACCCUGCACCCCUACAGUGUCUGCCUGUCCUCACCCUGCACCCCUACAGUGUCUGCCUGUCCUCACCCUAACCCCAACAGUAUCUGCCUGUCCUCACCCUGCAUCCCAACCCCUAGUGUCUGAGGAGGCGAAGGGGAAGAAAGGAAGAUAGUAAAGAGCUCUGGCUCAUAGGCCUAGCUAAUACCCAUCUGUAAAAUACAUGGACUCGCACUUCUCUCAUUUGUUUGUUUUCCUGAGGAAUAAACUGUCGUCUAGCAGUACUUUGGAGUAUAACUACUAAUAUUCAGCAUCAGUUUGUAAAAACGAGUUGUUUUUUUGCAAGCAAAAGGAUAUUUUUUUGCUUUUUAGGCUUAUUUUCAUUUUUAAUUAACGUCUAGUUCAGUUAAAACAUUCCCUGUGUUGAUGACGUAGCAGCAUUUCCCCCCCCCCACCCACUUAUAAUUUUACUUAGUUCAUAUUUUUCAGUAACUAAAGGGUUGGCCUGGGUUUGUGUGUGACUGACUAUGUGUACAAGCGCCUGUUUCUAAGGAUGCUUGCUACAGUGUGUGCCUGCCUGUUAUGUUGGUUAUUUUUGGCACAGUUUGUGUCCCCAAGGCCCCCGUCCCCUUGACUUCAGAUCAGAUUGCUGCAUCAUCAGAUGGGAUGCCUUUUAUUUUAUUUUUCCUCGUGUUCCAAGAAGUCGUAUUAUGUUGUAUGCUGUUUUUUUUGUUUUUUUUUACUUUUUACUGCUUGUUUUUAAAAACUUCACAAUAAAAAUAAGUAUUGAGAUA
Molecule: messenger RNA, 3293 nt
Organism: Salvelinus fontinalis (brook trout)
Lineage: Eukaryota; Metazoa; Chordata; Actinopteri; Salmoniformes; Salmonidae
Product: far upstream element-binding protein 2-like
Exons: 18
Coding region: 148-2157 (669 amino acids)
Biological process (GO): regulation of DNA-templated transcription
Cellular component (GO): cytoplasm; nucleus
Molecular function (GO): mRNA binding
Source: RefSeq, a predicted model, not a curated record